Molecule: messenger RNA, 2509 nt
Organism: Protobothrops mucrosquamatus (brown spotted pit viper)
Lineage: Eukaryota; Metazoa; Chordata; Lepidosauria; Squamata; Viperidae
Gene: RPAIN
Product: RPA interacting protein
Exons: 7
Coding region: 4-666 (220 amino acids)
Biological process (GO): protein import into nucleus
Cellular component (GO): nucleus; PML body
Source: RefSeq, a predicted model, not a curated record
GCCAUGGCGGGCUUGUUGCCGCGGCACCAGGCUCUUUAUAAGAGCUUCCGGACCCCACCGUGGAAAGAGACUUUCCGGCAGCGCUGUGUAGAGAGACUGAAAAGUAGUCGGGCCAAGUUGCUAGAAAGAUAUCGUCAAGUGGGAGAAAAUGGAGCUUGCAGAUCAAAUAAAGCCUUGCUGGUACAGGAGGUGAUGGAAGUUGAGUGGAAAGCUUUGCAGUCUGUGGAUUCUCAGCUACCCUCUCUGAGAAAGCAGGACUCUUCCCAGAUGCUUGAAGAACUGGCUGUAUUGGAUGAAAUCCAUCAGGAACUGAUCUUGCAAGAACAGCUGGCCAUAGAGGAAUAUGAGCAAAGCCUGAAGUUUGAUGAGGACUGCCUUAAUGCAAUGCUUGAUGGCUUAGAUGUAGAACAGCAUAUCAUCUGUCCUGUUUGCAGAAGGAACAAUCUCAGUGUGAUGAGUAACAUGGUUGCAUGCCAAUGUGGACUCUGCAUCAAUAGCCUGGGGAUGACUGAGGAAAAGCUCCAGUUGCUCUUAGAAGAAGGUCUGAUGGAACAUAGCCAACAUUGUCAGCACUGUCCUGAAUUCACCGUAACUAAUAUGAUGGAAGGAGAAACUAAUCUUCUUAUGAGCUGUCAGGCUUGCGAUUCCUGGACAGUGAUUUUUUAAUUCCAUCUGCAUAACAUUCUGCAGUAUUGUAGAAAGGCAUUGCUGUUGACUCCCCCUUCUUCUUUAGACGGGUGUUUAUGUAUAUAAUGUUCACAAUGUAUAGAAAUACAAAAGGUGUUCCUUAUUUUUUUUAAUUUAACUGGAUCUAUGCUAUUUUUUCUAAAGCAUCCUGCUUGAAUAAACACUCUCCUUUUAUGAUAAGAGCUGGGUAUUAUAGAUUUGGAGACUUUUUUGGUUGCAGCACUUUUUUGUACAAAUUCUUGGAAAUGUUGAUCCAAAUUGCAUGUACUUUCAUAAAGGGUUAAAGGACUUGCCAUGUGUGAAGCACCUAUUUUGCAAAGAAUAUCUUCUAGAUUCCAACUGGUGACAUUUUUGCUUAAAGGAGGUCAGAUAACAGAAGGGGAUGGUUAUAUUUCAUUCUUGGACAUGUCUAAAGGCCAGGACCAACAAUUGUACAAUUAGUUGGGCCAACAUACCGGUCACCAACUUUGAAUUCCUAUUAGUGGAAACAACACUGGCUAGUGGCCUGGUUGAUUACAUAAAGUAGCAUAAUGCAUGUCAUCUUUUUAAUAAUAUCUGGAAAUAAAGCUGUACUUUCAUGGAGUGCUUUCCUCCCAAAUAUGCUGCUGAAAUUCAGAGCUAUGAUUAAAAGGGGGAGGUCAAAUUACCCCUCUCAAUAACUAGAAAGUCUCUGGUAGCCCCAAUGUAUUUUAGAGGAAAGACACUACCCCUUAUUCCACAAAAGGGUUUUUAGCCUGGCCUCCUUUUGUCCCAAAGAAUGCUGCCUAUUGGUAAGCAAUGGCAUAAAGAUCCACUGAAAAUGGAAAUACAGAUUUCUGUUGCAUGCUGGUUUUCUGGAGUUCUAUGGGAAAACUGUUCAUUGGUAGUUUCCGUUUCAGAAAAUCCCAGAAUUUGGGUUUAGGGAAGUCCUUGAUGUAUAAGUUGGUGCAUUACUGACGCAUGUUUAUUUAUUUUGAGAGCCACCUUAGCAAAGAGAUUGGAUAGUAUAGGAAAAAUUCAUAUAAAAUACUGUAUUAUUUAAACACUGACAAGCUGGGAUAGAGGGACAAGAAUAUACCAUCAGGUAUAUUACUAUUUCCCACAUUUUGAAGGAAAAGUUCUUUGAAAUCAAGUAAUUGAAAUUACCUUAUGAUAGUAUCUGAUCCAGAUAAAAGAUCAUUUUGUAGUUCCUUCUAUCUUCUUAAAAAUAGCCUGACAUUGAUGCUGUACUCCCACCAAAAUGUGUAAUAUAAAUUAGGUACUUCCAUUUGCAUUUCCCCCCAUGCUAGCUUUAAAAGAUCAAAUUCAAGUCAGAUGCAAAACAGUGGCUCAUAUGGAUAAGUUGGUCUAUUCACAUUACAUACUUGUGUAAUGUAUCCCUGAACGCACAGUAUAACAUAUUUGCACUAAUACACCAAAUGUAUUCAUUCCUGCCAAUACUAAUUCUGAUUAGCGUUAUAUGCUGCAUUUAAAAUCAGUGUAAUUUUUUCUGUUGGACUUUGUAAAAAAAAAAAAAAGCUGGUUUAUUAUACGCAGUCGUACUGUUGACUAGAGCUAGUUUUAAGCAGCAUGUAUUGGUUCAGACAGUUCCAUUACUAUCUGUUUUGAAUCACCAAAAGAUCAGUGUGAUUCCCCUUUCUCUUAUCCUUCUGCCAACAAAUGAAAAAGUUUUUUUUCCUUCAAAUAGUAUUUUGUGUAUAAAUAAGUAGCUAGGUGGGUACUGUUCAUUAAUAUUCUCAUUAUUUUAAUUAUUUUUUUUACUUUCUGCAUUGUUGACCAACUUGAGUUUUGUUAAUUGGAAAGGCAGGAUAUAAUUUAAGAAAUAAACUACCUCUAAAGCUGU